This is a messenger RNA of Sarcophilus harrisii (Tasmanian devil), 1205 nucleotides long. RefSeq names its product aurora kinase A and ninein interacting protein (gene AUNIP). Gene Ontology annotation, biological process: spindle organization. The record is from RefSeq and is a predicted model, not a curated record. The transcript is spliced from 2 exons. Lineage: Eukaryota; Metazoa; Chordata; Mammalia; Dasyuromorphia; Dasyuridae. Gene Ontology annotation, cellular component: spindle pole; centrosome. Bases 240 to 1166 code for a protein of 308 amino acids.
UAUUCCAAGAAAACUAGCUGUGAAACAGAUACGAAAUAGUAACAAGGUAGUCCUUGAAGUAAAUUGCCCAGAGAAAAGAAUAAAAUCAACUUAAGUCAGGAGAGACCAGUUCACUAGACUCUGGAACAAAGGGGAUAUGGAAUGUCUGCUUUCCAGCUGAUGCUUUAUAUCUUUAGGUUUGACCUCCUUCCCCCCAAUCUUUUUCUUCUUAGACUCGAUUAUCCAAUCCUAUCACCAGAAUGCUGCCUCCAACUCGAGGUGAGAGAGAAACUAUUGUUGGUUUUACUCAAAGAAGAGCUCAACCUGUGGGUACCAGGCAGACUGUCAUUGCAUCAUUUUUCACUUCAAAGUCAGGAAAGGCAAAUGAUGGUGGGCAGGGAAGGCCUUCACCUGGUUCAUCAAAUCAAAGAAAUAAGGAACAGAAAAGAGAUGUGGUGUGGUUGGAUCCUCCUCCAUUGUUCCCUGGGGAAGUGUGUGCCCAGUGUCCUGAAACUCCAGCAGCUUCUGUCACUAAGGAAUCUCAAGAGCUCAUCUGCCUCUCUCCAUCUCCCAAGGAGGUUUCUGACUAUUGCAGAGAGGCAAAAUCAGCUGUGCUCAGUAGCCAAGACCAGAACAUUGUAGGUUCUAUGGGUGUAGGUUUUGCCUUCACCCCAAACUCUGAAGAUUUUUGUAUGUUAGCCCAUGAAAGAGAGGGUAGGAAAGUACAUUGUAGACAAGGGCAAGAGACUAAGUGCCUAAUGGAUAGGGCAGAAUUGGAAAAGACACUAUUUUCCAAAGAAAACAAACAGUUCUGUGACUUUCCCCAAGGCCACCAAGAAGGCAAAGCAGAGAAAGGAAGGGCCAGCACAGGAGGGGACACAGAGUUAGUGGAACAAAAUCCCUGUUCUGAUCAAGUCUUUUCUUGGGAUAGUGAGCAGUACGACACAUGCUUGAGAAGCCAGUUGUUCACGGAAGAUUCCCAGGGUCAGAGAGUCAUUGCUCAUCCUUCUCGAGCUGUUCUUCAAGAUGUAGCCAACCUUACAAGAAAGCCCCUACAUACAUCCCUUAAUUCUCAGGUUCAGUCCCAAGGCAAGUCUAUCCUGGGCAUCUCUCAGUUAAAUUCCCAGACUGAUAUGCUCUUUACCCAGGACUCUCAAGGUAACAGAGUUAUUAAGCACUGUUUUUGAACUUCUGUUUUAGUGACAGGGCAUUAAACCCUUACGUAU